Molecule: messenger RNA, 3335 nt
Organism: Hydractinia symbiolongicarpus
Lineage: Eukaryota; Metazoa; Cnidaria; Hydrozoa; Anthoathecata; Hydractiniidae
Product: EF-hand calcium-binding domain-containing protein 7-like
Exons: 13
Coding region: 870-2714 (614 amino acids)
Molecular function (GO): calcium ion binding
Source: RefSeq, a predicted model, not a curated record
AAACUUUUAAAAUGCGAUCUAAAAAAUAUUUUAUUUUGAAACUCAUAUACGAAUUUAAUACAAUGUCAAACGAUUUUCUUUUUUUUAAAACCAUACGCAUCUAAUUAAAAUCUCAUACGAAUUUUUUGUUAAACUCGUACGAAUUUAACUCAUACGAAUUUAAUUUAAAACUCAUACGAAUUUAAUUUAAAACUCAUACGAAUUUAAUUUAAAACUCAUACGAAUUUAAUUUAAAACUCAUACGAAUUUAAUUUAAAACUCAUACGAAUUUAAUUUAAAACUCAUACGAAUUUAAUUAAAAACUCAUACGAAUUUUAUACGAAUUUAGAAAAAUUUCAUACGAAUUUAAUUACUGUAUGGCAAAAGAAAAUUCGUAUAGCAUAUACGAUUUUUUUUGAUACGAAUUGCUACGAAUUUUGUAGAUGACCCCUAAGUCAAUAUAAUAUAUCUAAUUUUGGGGCUGAGCUAAUUUAAAGUAUAUAGCCAAUAGAUAUCAAUUAUAAUAAUAUAGAUAGAUAGACGGAAAGAUGUGCAUAUGUGACAUACAGAGUGUGGUUUCUAUACGGAGUAAUACUCUGUAUAGCUGCUAUACAGAGUUUGGUUUAGCUAUACGGAGUCUGCCAACGAAUGUUCUUAAAGUGGAAAUAUUGCAAUAUAUGACUGUUUAAAACUAUUUCCGAAAAAAAAUAAAAAAAAAAUCACCAUAAAGAACAAGUCAAAAAGACAAGCACGUCAUUUUCCUACUUUUUAUCCAUCGUAAAGGAAUUUAUUUAAACAUACCAGGUAUAUUGUAGUUAUACGGAGUGUGGGAACAUUAGUUUGAUUGCAAUAAAAGGAUUAUGGAAUACAGAUUAUGAGAUACCGAGAGUAUGUUAUGCAGAAUUCGCUAUGGGGAGUAUGCAGAAUUUGCUAUAAGGAGUAUGCCAUACGGAAUAUCCUAUACGGACUAUGUCAUACAGAGUAUUCUAUACGGAGUAUGCCAUACGGACUGUGACAUGCUUCAUAUACGAAUGCUUCAGCAUGCAGGAUACAAUCCUUCUAAAAAGACAUUAGAAAAGUAUUGGGGUCCAAGUAUUGAUUCGUAUGAUUUCAAUCAGUUUUGCUCAAUUGUGAAGCAAGAGAAAAAGCCAACAAAGAAGGAUCUCUUAAAAGCUUUUCAAAAGAUAGAUCGUAAUGGAGAUGGCUAUAUUACACAUGACGAGUUAUUCCAAGUGCUAACCAAGCGUGGUGAAAGAAUGACGAAGUCAGAAGUUAAAAUGAUGAUUGAAGAUGCCGAUUUUAAUGGUGAUGGAAAGUUAGAUUAUGAAGAAUUCUGUGACAUGAUGGAUGCUACAUCAAAACAAUGUCGCCAGUUUUAUGCUACUGAUGUAAAACCCGAUCAAAAACAAAGCUUUGGUAAAAAGGCAAGCUUAAAUGAUGUUGUUCCUCCGCAGAGGGGGAAACCACAUCGAAAUUUAUCUAAUGUUAAGGAAGAAAAAAGAAGUAGCGUGAUGCAGGAUGAAAGAGGGAGUGAAAAGAAAACAUCUCGAUCAUCCAUAACAUCAAAACUUUCAGCAAAAGAACAAAAAAAGAAUGAUGAAGCUAAGGAUGAAAUAAAGAGAAAUGUUGCUCAGAAAUUAAAACAUGAACCUCAAGAUCUCAAUAGAUGGCAGUUUCAUUCCACAAAAGGAUGUUUUUACAAAGAAGACAAUGGCAAGAUAGAAAGUCACCACUAUCAAAUGAAAAUCACUCAACCGACAACUGUGUGGAUUACCAUUAAACCCGCUCCUCCCAAAUAUGGUAAGUUCAAUGAUGAGAUUUUGGACAGUGAUAUGAUGCUUUUCCUUGUGGAUGAAUCACACGGGAACAAACUUGUUGCCUUCACCAAUUCAUUAAUCAAUGGAAAAUAUUGCCUCCAAGCCGAUGUCAACAUUGGAGUAUACAACUUGUUGUCAUUCUCAUCUGGAAAUAAACUUUACGCAGAAGAAUCAGACAGUGGACAAGUUAGUUUAGUGAAAGGACGUGGUGAAGAUGCGAAGCUGACAAAACCAUGCAGGGAUACGUUGAUGGAAAUUUUUUAUCGUUGUGAUCUUGAUGGAAAUGGAUACUUAAGCCAAGAAGAAUUUAAUGAAUUUCAAAUGAGGGCGAGCGGAGAAGGUUGCGAUGAUGAAGCUUGGGAUGUUGUCAAAGAAACAAUUGAAGUUACUCCACAGUUUGAGAUCACACCAAAUGGAUUUAUGAAUUUGAAUCUUAUGGAAGCACGUGAUCCAGACGGGGGCCAAGACGAACUGUGGAUUACUAUCGAAAGUAUGGGUUACACUAGAAAAUUGCAGUUGACAAAGGCUUGCCCGUUUCAAGUGGAAGUAUACACAAAGCGUGGAAAAAAUGAUAUCACUUUACUUGGCGUUAGUGACGGUGGUGCACCAUUGCAAAAUGCUUUGAUGGAAUCAAUAAAAGCUGUCUCAACUGUGACGCAGAUAAGAAGCAAGAGAGAUUUAUUGUUGCACAUUGCGCAAUUUGAAAAUCGUAUUUCUGUGGCUGUUGACAACCAGUCUCACAGCAUUGUUGGUAUACAAGUGGAUUGCAAAGGAAGUGAGAAUUUAAUAAGUAAUCAGGGAAGUUUGGAAAAUGUUGAAGAUAUUGAUCCCAAAAGCAUGACGAUUAUACAUCAUCUCACGCCAGAACGAAAAAAUGAAGCGAUGUCACUGAAGUACCAAGAAAGUGUAAUACGAUAAUCCGAACGUGCUGGAUGAAUAUAUCUGUCAUUAUGUACGAAGUUGUAACUUCAUGAAGUCUCCGCCUAAAUGUAGAUUGUUUUAAAAAUUCUGCUCCGUUGUAACACUAUUUUUGAACCAAUUUUUCGCACUGGUUAUGAAAUAUAUAAAGUAUAAGUUUAUUAGCCUGACGCUCAAUGCAAGUUAUUAGUGUAAGAACGUCAAUGUGUUCCUCUCACAUAUUGUAGUGAACAAACAUGAUGCGACAUUGAUACAUAAAGUGUGCAUGCGAUACGAUGUUAUAUAUGCCUAUUUCUUAGUGUAGGGCAUAUACGAAACUGCAUAUAUUGGCUGAAUGUAUGCAUGUCUCAUCGUAAACAUAUUAAAUAGGUUUACUCCAGUCUAUGUGUUUUAGGAAUACCCGUUACUUCAUUUAUUAAUCUCUCCGUAACUCGACGUUUUACCAUAGCGCUGAUGAUGUCACUUUAAUUUUUCAGCGAGAUUCUUGUUUCAAUUCUUCCUACUUCGUAUUUUGAUGGGGUAUUAUAUGAAGUGCUAGCACUGUGUACAUGUACGUUAUUCUAAUUUUUUAUUUAUUUAAUUAUUUCUGAAAUAUUACUCAGUUUUUUGAAGCAACACGAA